AUGGGUCCCGCCGCCUACAUCCCUGUGACCCAGCGUCUCGUGCAGGGUCGCUCACACACCAGGGCCCUCGCCACCAGGGCAGAGGAGCUGCCGAGGGCCGGUAGGAAGCCAGGAGCCCCGCGCUGGUCCCCAUGCGGCUCGCAGCCUGGUGGAGGGAUGUCCCAGCCGCGUCUCCUCAGCCUCCUGCUGCUGCUGCUCUGCUGCCAGGGCCCCUCUGCCCAGAUCACGGAUUUCCUCUUCGAGAGCUGGAAGGCGUACAGCGAGGAGUGCCACCGCAACAUGAGCAGCCUGCCCGCGCCCACAGAGCUGGUCUGUAACCGCACCUUCGACAAGUUCUCCUGCUGGCCCGACACGCUGCCCAACAGCACCACCAGCGUCCCCUGCCCCUGGUUCCUGCCCUGGUACCAGAAAGUGAAGCACAGACACGUCUUCAAGACCUGCGGGCCGGACGGGCAGUGGGUGACAGGUCCCCGGGGACAGUCCCUGCGCGAUGCCACACAGUGUGAGCUCGACGCUGAGGACCUGGAGGCGCAGGAAAAAUUUGCCAAGACCUACGGCAGCUUCAAGGUGAUGUACACCGUGGGCUACUCAGUGUCACUGUGUGCGCUGCUCCUCGCCCUGGCCCUGCUGCUGGGCUUCAGCAAGCUGCACUGCAUGAGGAACUACAUCCACAUGAACCUCUUCGCCUCCUUCAUCCUGAAGGGCGUCUCCGUGCUGGUCAUCGACGCCCUGCUCAAGACCCACUACAGCGACAAGAUCGAUGACUACAACGUGCACAUCUGGCUGAGCGACGAGGCGGCCGCGGGCUGCCGGGCAGCCACGGUCUUCAUGCAGUACGGCAUCGUGGCCAACUACUGCUGGCUGCUGGUGGAGGGCAUCUACCUGCACAACCUCCUGGUGGUGGCCGUCUUCUCCGAGAGGAGCUACUUCACCCUCUACCUGUGCAUCGGUUGGGGGGCGCCUGUGCUGUUCCUCAUCCCCUGGGUCAUCGUGAAGUUCCUCUACGAAAACAUCCAGUGCUGGACCACCAACAACAACAUGGGUUUCUGGUGGAUCCUUCGCUUCCCCGUGUUCCUGGCCAUCCUGAUCAACUUCUUCAUCUUCAUCCGCAUCAUCCAGAUCCUCGUCUCCAAGCUCCGCGCACACCAGAUGCGCUACACCGACUACAAGUUCAGGCUGGCCAAGUCCACGCUGACGCUGAUCCCACUGCUGGGCAUCCACGAGGUGGUCUUCGCCUUCGUCACGGAUGAGCAUGCCCAGGGCACCCUGCGCUAUGUCAAGCUCUUCUUUGACCUCUUCCUGAGCUCCUUCCAGGGGAUGCUGGUGGCCAUCCUCUACUGCUUCGUCAACAAGGAGGUGCAGGCAGAGCUGCUGAAGAGGUGGCAGCGUUGGAAGCUGGGGAAGGACCUGGCGGAGGAGUACAAGCACACCUACAGCCACGCGCCCAGUGCCCGCAACGGUGCCGGCAGCGCCUGCGAGAAGCAUCAGCUGGUGAGUGGCUGUGCCAACGGGCUGGGGCGCAGCCCAGCCGCCACGCGCCCCGGCACCCACUACCUCGAGAGGACCAGCCGCAGCACCACUGAGCACCUCGCCCUGGGGGACCGGCACCACUGCUACGAGUUCCCCGAGACCACAGCCGAGAGCCACUUCUGA
Aptenodytes forsteri (emperor penguin) is the source of this 1653-nucleotide messenger RNA. It is a transcript of the gene GCGR, whose product is annotated as glucagon receptor. Gene Ontology annotation, molecular function: peptide hormone binding; glucagon receptor activity. The record is from RefSeq and is a predicted model, not a curated record. Gene Ontology annotation, cellular component: plasma membrane. The transcript is spliced from 13 exons. The coding region runs from base 1 to 1653 and encodes 550 amino acids. Gene Ontology annotation, biological process: adenylate cyclase-activating G protein-coupled receptor signaling pathway; cell surface receptor signaling pathway. Lineage: Eukaryota; Metazoa; Chordata; Aves; Sphenisciformes; Spheniscidae.